This is a messenger RNA of Acipenser ruthenus (sterlet), 2398 nucleotides long. RefSeq names its product myosin heavy chain, skeletal muscle, adult. The record is from RefSeq and is a predicted model, not a curated record. NCBI's taxonomy places the organism in Eukaryota, Metazoa, Chordata, Actinopteri, Acipenseriformes, Acipenseridae. The transcript is spliced from 8 exons. Bases 896 to 2278 code for a protein of 460 amino acids.
CAUACUGUAGCUGAAGGCCUGCAUUUAAGCUGUGCUAAACUGCUGUGACUUGAUGGUAGCUUCCUUUAUAAGGCUUAUCUAGGCAAUAUCUUUCAUGCAUGCAAUGGAAAUGUCACGCUGCUCAUCUGUUUUGUAUAUCAUACCCUACUUAAACUGUUAAACUUGAAAAAUGCAUGAUACUGGCAAAAAAAACACUUAUUCUCCUGAGCUUGUAUCACAAGAUAUCUUUCUUGGUUAAACUUGGCUUGGUCUUUCACAAAACAAAUACGUUUCAGUAUACAAAAAUGUCUUGCAUUUUGCAUAAAGAAUCAAACUUCCCAGGAAUAGAGCUGACCUGUGAAAAACACUUUUAUGCUUUCACACAAUCAAUAAUAAUAAAUACACAAUAAAUAAAAUUACAUCAGCCAAUAGGGGCACAAAUAAAAGUUUCGAUUACAUUUAAGAGAUGUGAUUUAAAUGCAAUGAAUACUAAUUUGAACAUUUAUUCCAACUGGACCGUUUAUAAAAUUAGAUUUGUGGGUUGGACCUGCUUCUGCUAGAACAUGCUUAUGAAUUAAAUGUAGUGACAAGGUUGAAAUGUGGAGAGUACACAGUGAUACUUUCUUCUGUUGUAGAUCAAUGCUGUGCAGAUUACUAUUAGUGAUGGAAUAACUUUCCCAGUUUGAAGAAGGCAAACACUGCAUAAUUAAGGAAACUAGGAUCUUGAUGACAAGAUCCCUGAUCAGGUUUCCAUUCUUGUGAUGCAGUGUCAGGUAACCCAUAAAUGAUUCAUUAUAUUGCCAAACGCAUUCCUAUUGUUCAGUGAUGCUCAGUGCGUCUCCAAAGAACUGAACAACCCUGCUCUGAACUUUGUAUGAUCAAAAAACAUUAAAGAAGUUUUCUUCAAGCUUCUAGCAUGUCAUUAAAGGCUACUUCACAUGGGGAUCUACAGAUUAUCUGCUCUUCUGCUAAAUCUCCGGUGCAGGAUAGCAGGAUGUUAUACAAGUCCUUCUCACUAAGCAGCCAUAACACAAAUGGACAGACGACCAGACUCUUAACCGGGGAAAAAGGACAUGAUGAGAAAGCAAGAGAGCUACGGGCUUUCUCGCCUUUGGAGAGUGGCACAAUCUCCCGCUGUGGCAAACCCAUUCACAUGGUCCGCCCAGUCAGUGCCCUGAGCCCAGGGGCCUCUUUUAUAAAGAUCAGCCAGUUACAGGGGGAGCUGGUAAGAAAACGGAAGGAAUGUGAAGACUUCAAGCUGCAAAACAAAUACUUGUCCAAUGAGAUUCAUAUGGAGAGGGUCAUGAUGAGAACUGAGAGUGAGCUAACCAUGAGGAACCUGAGGCAUUUAAACCAGGACCUCCUAGCUCAGGUGAAAGAGUUGAAGCAAAAAGUCCACAUGUCCCAGCAGAGGGCGACCUUGUGCUGCAGAGAGGCAGAGGAUGCUGAUUCAUCCAGAUGUGAAGCAGAGAGGAGGCGGGCUCAGGCUGAAACACAGGCACAGCAGUCCAGGGAGGAGAAGGGCCUGCUAGUGGCUGACAAUGGCAAGCUAAAGGAGGAAAUCCAGCAGCUGAAGAGCAGGUUAACCGAUGUGCAGCAGGUCUUAGCCCACGCGGAAAAGAAUUACUUUGAAAGUAAGAUCAAGUUAGACAGGAGCACCGUGGAAAAGCAAGUACUACUGGAAGAAAAUCGAGACUUGGAACGGGAAGGAAACAAACUCAGGCACAAACUGAAAGAAUUAACUGAAGAGUCCACAAAGCUUAAAGAGAAGGAGGUGAGCUCCAGGCGCAGGGCUCUGGCAGCUGAAGAACUCUCAGAGAAGUCCAUGAAGGCACAGUGUGAGGUGGAGCGGGAGAAGAGGAUGGCUGAACAUGAGAGACAGGAGAAGGCUAAAGAGAGCGACACGUGGAGACAUAAACACGAUGCCCUGGCAGACAUCCUCAGGUCUCAGGAGGACGAGAAGUCCAAAAGACAAAAUAAAGCAUGCCAAGCUAAUAUCAAGAGCUAUUUCUUAUGUGUCACUGAAAAUGACCAGAGAGUUCGAAUUCUGAAAAAUGAAGAUGGGACACCUAGAAGCUUCCUGGAAGGAGAGCCAGUGUAUCUGUCCACACCUGGCACACAAACUGAAGAGCCAGAAAGACUAAUGUACAGAGUUGCUGCUCCAAGUUCAAGUACUCGAAGAAACUCAUCUCAAGUACAUUUUAGUGAACUUUCACCCAUAGAAAGUCCUGAAAUGGUAUCUCCUCAAAAAAGCAGAAAAGUGGUGGAAUAUUUCUGGCUUCCGACUGAUGAGGAAUAAUACAUGGAUCAUGUUACUAAGGCUGCAUCUUGAACUACUACGAAUAUUACACCUGUGUCACUUGGCAUGAGGGUGAAAAAUGUAAAAUGUCAAAUGUAAAAAUGUCAUUGUUUUACUACA